Molecule: messenger RNA, 1583 nt
Organism: Eleginops maclovinus (Patagonian blennie)
Lineage: Eukaryota; Metazoa; Chordata; Actinopteri; Perciformes; Eleginopidae
Exons: 9
Coding region: 126-1583 (485 amino acids)
Biological process (GO): spermatocyte division
Source: RefSeq, a predicted model, not a curated record
UGUCAUGUUCUUCACCCUUUGCUCCUUCACACACCUCCUUUGAUUCAUAUCAAUCCUCCCUCGUCCUCCCUCAAGACGGGCAAGAGAGGGAGGAAGAACUCCUCACACACAAGAGGGAUCCACUGAUGCUCUCUACUGACACUUCCCCCCAAGGACGAUCACUUGAAAGCCUGUUUCUCCAAAGCCAAGACUGCCCAGAAAAAGAAGAUGAUGAAGGAGAAGAAGAGGAGGACAAAAGUAUGGACUCCAGCAAACCUAAAUUGUUACCUGAAUGUCACAUGCCAGAAAUGGUCAAUUGCAAUAAUGAAAACUCAAAGGAGGAUCUUGAACAUGAUAGGGAAGACUUGGAAGGAGUCUCUGAAACUACUCCAAUGGAAGUGGAGUCUUCGCCAUGCAAUGAUGAAAAUGUGGAGGAUGGAAACGAAGAGGAAAUCCAGGAUGAGACUCACAAUGAAGAUGAUAUGGAACAGGUUCACGAAAAAUCAGAUCAAGUUCCUUCAGAGACUAAAAUAAAGGAGACCUUAACCUCAGGAGCUCUGACAGAACCCAGCGCUUCUUCAAGCAGUGUUGAAGACGACGGCGGGGCUUUCAGUGAUGAAGGACAGCCAAGUUCUACUGGAGGAAAGGAAUCUAAUACAUCUGAGGUAGCAGGCAGUGAUAUGGAUGAAAGUGUCAAAGAGGAUACUCUGGACGAGGUCACAGCUUACAAACGGGACAUCCUGCUGGUGAACAUGACCGAAGACGACCCCGAGCUGUUCGGAAACCUGCCCCCGGACAGUCUGCUGAAACUGGGCCCCACCUGGGUCAAAAAGGCCCCCAAAUGCAGACCUGUUGGAGUGGUGAAAAUGCUGAAGCGCAGGAAAGAUAAAAAAAGAGUAUCACUGGAGCUUAACCAAAGAUUGACUUCAGUUCAUACCUACGGUGGCGGUUCUGUUAUCACAAGACAGAAGAGCAGGACAUUGAGACCUCAGUGGAGCGGAAACCCGUCCGCCACGCAAAGCAACCCAUGUUGUUCGACUGAAGAGCCAACCAUGAGUCACCCUGAUGACAACAACAACAACAACAUCCCUCCACCUAUGACCGCAAGAACAGGGUCGUUGAUCAGAAAGGAACCCUACACGAGGGGGUUCAGCAACCAGAAAUCUGAUUUUUACUACAGAAACUACUUGAGUAAGACGAUGUCCGGUGACUUCAAGACGGGUUCCUAUCUACAUGUGCAUGUUGAGAUCGAAGAGAAGCUGUGCAUUGACACUGUGAUGAGGUACUCCCAAAAUGCAACAUGCCUUGAAGAAGCAGGAGAUGUGUUUACAGGAUACUACAAGAACAACCCACCAGGAAUGUAUUUCUCCAUGCAUGUGCUUUUGGCCCUUCUCUGGGCUCUGCUCGAAUCCUGCAUGGUGUCCAAGAUCUUGUCAGUCCUCAGUGUCAGCUUGGCUCACUGCAUCGUGCCGGGCCAUGGGUUCCUGUUGGCCCUCUGCAACACUGUGAGAGAACAGGGUCUCACGAGUGUUGUACCUCGAAUCGUGCAGCUCUUGUUCAAGGUAUUUCAGCUCAUACACACCUAUCUCACCGAGAGGCAGUGA